CCCGCUGACGCAACUGAUAGGCCCGCCGCUCCUCCCUCCUCUCCGUCGAUCGGAGGCAGAGUCAGAGCCCGGGCUCGGGAACGCAGAGCAGAGCAGCGGAGUCUUCAGACACUCAGACAAUCCUUCAUCCCGGGACUCAGUAACGAUGUGGAAUCAGCCAGGUGGUCCAGGUCCAUGCCCUCCCGGUGGACCCUACCCCCCUUUCCCAAACCCUCCCACUGGCCCUGCUCACCCUCCAAUGCCAAACCCUGCUCACCCUCCAAUGCCAGCCCCUGCCUACCCUCCACCAGCCGGUGGUUUUCCUCCUCCUGGGCCUCUUGAGUACCCUUUCUGCCCUCCCCCUUGUCAGCCCCCCUACCCUUCACAGCCUGCUGGACCCUGCCCCGAGCCCAUUCCUCCCUUCCACGCUCCCGGCUGUGUCCCCGGGGGCCUCCACCAGAAGCACGGGAAGAAGGGGCACAAGCACGAGAAACACGGCAAGAAGAAGAAACAUGGGAAACAUGGAAAACAUGGCAAGCACUCCUCCUCUUCGUCCUCUUCCUCCUCCUCUUCCUCCAGCAGUGACUCUGACUGAGGCUGAAGGGCACACAUUUUCUGACCAACAACGUUGUCCAGAAGUUGGAAACUGGCUCUGCACUCUCCGCACAUCUGCGAUCAACAGCUUCUAAUCUUUGGCAAGGAUUCUCCUGAGUGGUGGAACAGGAUGAUUUGUGGGCUACUAAUUCCAUUGCUGUAUCAAAAAGGGAAUCAAAAAUUAUUAGCACUUCACACUCUGUGAUGUAAUCAAUCUGUUAAACAUGUCUGCAAAGUCGAGGUGAAAUAUAUAAACAGCUUUCUAUAUUC
Molecule: messenger RNA, 843 nt
Organism: Hypanus sabinus (Atlantic stingray)
Lineage: Eukaryota; Metazoa; Chordata; Chondrichthyes; Myliobatiformes; Dasyatidae
Gene: prr13
Product: proline rich 13
Exons: 4
Coding region: 146-574 (142 amino acids)
Source: RefSeq, a predicted model, not a curated record